AUGCAGCUCUUGAUCCUCGUCCUGCUUCCCGUGGCCUUUCGCUUUCCCCCUGGGUCUCAGGCUGCUGAGAUCAUCGGGGGCCAUGAAGCUCAGCCCCAUUCCAGAUCCUACAUGGCCUAUCUGGAUAUACGGCGCGGAAACAAUAGCUCCUUCUGCGGAGGGUUCCUGGUGGCGGAGAACUUCGUGCUGACGGCCGCUCACUGCAAUGGAGACAUCAUCGCUGUCAGGCUGGGAACCCACAACCUUAGGAAUUGGGAACACAAUGAACAGUGGAUCCCUGUCCGUCGCUCAAUCCCCCACCCACAAUACAACAGAGUGACUAUUAACAAUGACAUCAUGCUGUUGCAGCUGGGGCGCAAAGCAUGGCUCAAUGGAUAUGUCAGGCGCAUCCCCUUGCCCCUGCCCCAUCAGCGAAUGCGUCCAGGCACCGUGUGCAGCGUCGCUGGCUGGGGCCGGACUAGUGCAGACAAUAAGGUGACCUCAGGCACGCUCCAGGAGGUGGAUGUGGUGGUGAUGCAGGAUGCUGCGUGUCCGAGAGAUCCUGGUGGGAUAUACCGUAACUAUAAAGCCUCCAUGAUGAUGUGUGGGGGGGACCCAGAGAAGGGCAAAAGUUCUUUCCAGGGUGACUCUGGAGGGCCCCUGGUGUGCCAGGGAAGAGCCCAGGGCAUUGUCUCUUGGGGAUCCAAGGAUGGGACCCCCCCAGCAGUGUACACAAGAGUCUCCACCUUCAUCCCCUGGAUACGGGCCACGAUGAGGAGGCUGCAGCCCUGA
Molecule: messenger RNA, 771 nt
Organism: Chrysemys picta bellii (western painted turtle)
Lineage: Eukaryota; Metazoa; Chordata; Testudines; Emydidae
Source: RefSeq, a predicted model, not a curated record